Messenger RNA from Cydia splendana, 5631 nucleotides. It is a transcript of the gene Nc73EF, whose product is annotated as 2-oxoglutarate dehydrogenase complex component E1. The coding region runs from base 180 to 3248 and encodes 1022 amino acids. Gene Ontology annotation, biological process: tricarboxylic acid cycle. The transcript has 22 exons. The record is from RefSeq and is a predicted model, not a curated record. NCBI's taxonomy places the organism in Eukaryota, Metazoa, Arthropoda, Insecta, Lepidoptera, Tortricidae. Gene Ontology annotation, molecular function: thiamine pyrophosphate binding; oxoglutarate dehydrogenase (succinyl-transferring) activity. Gene Ontology annotation, cellular component: mitochondrion; oxoglutarate dehydrogenase complex.
AUACGUUAAACGAACGCGAACAAAACGAAAAUUUGCGAGAAGUUGAUUGAACGUAGUAGUCUUAUCUGUGGUUGUUCUUUGAAAUCAAAAAAUUGACUACGCUUGCUUUGCAAGAUCCACUUUCGAAUAGUGUCAAAGACCUGACACUUCACCAGUAAGGAGCCAGGCAUAGCACAGCCAUGCAUCGCGCAAGGGUAGUUUUUAACAUCUCCAACAAAGUUGGCAACACAGAGAGAUUUGCAUCAUGGCUCCUCAACAAACCACAGAACGCCGCUGUGACAGUAAACGCCAACAGGCUGAAAAGUUCCACGGCGGCAGAGCCCUUCCUCAACGGGUCCAGCUCAGCGUACGUCGAGACCAUGUACAACUCGUGGCUGUCUGACCCCAACUCCGUACAUGCCUCAUGGGACGCGUUUUUCCGCAACGCGACCGCGGGCGCAGCCCCGGGCGCCGCCUACACUUCACCACCCAACUUGGCGCCUUACAACAAAAACGAGAUGCCCCUCAGUGCCUUAGUGCCCGCUUCCGGCGGCAUGCCUUCCAUAUCUGCUGGCUCCCCAAUCAACGAAAAGAUCAUCGACGACCAUCUGGCUGUCCAGGCCAUCAUCAGGAGUUACCAGGCGCGCGGGCACCUGGCAGCCGACGUGGACCCGCUCGGGAUCACCACGGCCAACCUGGCCACGCUGGGCACGCGUGCGCUUGGCUCCGAGCUCAUCAUGCGGAAAUAUUUCAACUUCGAUGAAGCUGACAUGGACAGGGUGUUCAAACUGCCCUCUACCACUUUUAUUGGAGAGAAGGAGAAGGCACUUCCCCUCAGGGAAAUCCUGUACCGUCUCGAGCAAGCGUACUGCAACAACAUCGGAAUCGAGUUCAUGUUCAUCAACUCCCUGGAGCAAUGCAACUGGAUCCGGCAACGCAUGGAACCCCCGGAUGUCACCAAAAUGAGCAACGACCAGAAGAGACUCAUCCUCGCGCGUCUCACUCGAUCCGCCGGAUUCGAGAACUUCCUAGCAAAGAAGUGGUCUUCAGAGAAGCGCUUCGGUCUCGAGGGCUGCGAGAUCCUCAUUCCUGCUAUGAAGCAGGUCAUCGACGUGUCCACGAAGCUUGGCGUGGAAUCCAUCAUCAUGGGCAUGCCGCACAGAGGUCGCCUCAAUGUAUUGGCAAACGUGUGCCGCAAACCUCUGCAUCAGCUGUUCACCCAGUUCGCUGGUCUCGAAGCCGAAGAUGAUGGCUCCGGUGACGUCAAAUACCACUUGGGAACCUACAUCGAGCGCCUGAACCGCGUCACGAACAAGAACAUCCGCCUCGCCGUCUGCGCCAACCCCUCCCAUCUCGAGGCCGUCGACCCUGUCGUGCAGGGCAAGACUCGCGCUGAGCAGUUCUACCGUGGCGAUAACGAGGGCAAGAAGGUGAUGUCCAUCCUACUCCACGGCGACGCAGCCUUCGCCGGACAGGGCGUGGUGUUCGAGACCAUGCACUUGUCGGACCUGCCCGCCUACACCACGCACGGCACCGUCCACAUAGUGGCCAACAACCAGAUCGGCUUCACCACCGACCCUCGCCACUCGCGCUCCUCCGCCUACUGCACAGACGUCGCCCGCGUAGUGAACGCCCCGAUCUUCCACGUGAACGGCGACAACCCGGAAGCCGUGAUGCACGUGUGCAACGUGGCCGCCGAAUGGCGCGCCACCUUCCACAAGGACGUUGUCAUCGACAUUGUCAGCUACCGCCGCAACGGCCACAACGAGGUCGACGAGCCCAUGUUCACACAACCCCUCAUGUACCAGAAGAUUAGGAAUACUAAGCCUGUGCUGGAUAAAUACGCCGCCCAGCUCAUCGCCGAGGGCGUCGUGACCGCCGAAGAGGUGAAGGACGUCCGCGACAAAUACGAGAAGAUCUGCGAGGACGCCUACAACCAAGCCAAGCAGGAGACCCACAUCAAGUACAAGGACUGGCUCGACUCGCCCUGGUCCGGCUUCUUUGAGGGCAAGGACCCUCUUAAAAUGUCCCCGACCGGCGUUGUAGAGGAAACCCUCGUUCACAUUGGCAAGCGAUUCUCCGCCCCUCCCCCGAAUGCGGCCGAGUUCGAGAUCCACAAGGGUCUGCUGCGUAUCCUCAAGUCCCGUAUGGAGAUGGUCGAGAACCGAACCGUCGACUGGGCUCUGGCUGAGGCCAUGGCGUUUGGUUCCCUCUUGAAGGAGGGUAUUCACGUCAGGCUGUCCGGAGAGGAUGUAGAGCGUGGUACCUUCUCGCAUAGACAUCACGUUCUCCACCACCAGAAGGUGGACAAGGCGACGUACUGCCCGCUGGCGCACCUGUACCCCGACCAGGCGCCCUACACCGUGUGCAACAGCUCGCUGUCUGAAUACGGUGUGCUCGGCUUCGAAGUGGGCUACUCCGUGACCAACCCCAACGCCCUGGUCCUAUGGGAGGCGCAGUUCGGCGACUUCAACAACGUGGCCCAGUGCAUCAUCGACCAGUUCAUCUCGUCUGGACAGGCCAAGUGGGUCCGCCAGUCCGGCAUCGUGCUGUUGCAACCACACGGCAUGGAGGGCAUGGGCCCCGAGCACUCGUCGGCGCGCCUGGAGCGCUUCCUGCAGAUGAGCUCCGACGACCCCGACUACAUGCCGCCCGAGAGCAACGACUACGAAGUGCGCCAACUCCACGACUGCAACUGGAUCGUAGCCAACUGCUCGAAUCCAGCCUCCCUGUUCCACAUCUUGCGGCGUCAGAUCGCGCUGCCGUUCCGCAAGCCCCUCAUCAUCAUGACGCCCAAGUCCCUGCUCCGCCACCCCGAGUGCAAGAGCUCCUUUGAUGACAUGAAGGAGGGCACCACCUUCAGGAGGGUGAUCCCAGAGGAAGGUCCCGCUUCAAAGAACGCUAGCGGCGUUAAGAAGCUGGCCUUCUGCACCGGUCGCGUGUAUUACGAUCUGAUCAAGGAGCGCCGCGAGAAGGGGCUCGAAAACGACAUUGCUAUCUGCAGGCUGGAGCAAAUCUCGCCGUUCCCAUACGACCUGAUCAAGGCGGAGGCCGCCAAGUACUGCAACGCGCAGCUGGUCUGGUCCCAGGAAGAACACAAGAACAUGGGCUCCUGGAGCUACAUCGAGCCCCGCUUCCGCACCCUGUUGCAGAACCAGCGUACGAUCAGUUACAACGGCCGCCCGACCGCCGCGUCACCCGCCACGGGCUCCAAGGCGGCCCACAACAAGGAACUCAAGAGCCUCCUCAACGAGUUCUGCGAGAUAUAAAUACCAAUCUCAUACCAUGUUGUCAACUUUGUUGAAUCUAUUCGACUGUAGGUGUGCCACUUUCAAACAAAAAUGUGCUUUAGCCCUUCGGCCUAUGAAAAUUUGCUACAAAAUGACCUUGAAGUUGUAAAUUACAAUAUACGUGACAAGGCAUACGAACGAGCAGAAAUUACUUUGCUCACCGCGAGAAACAAACAAAAAUUUGGUUCGACGAAAUCCGCGUAUUACUACGGUACGCGUAUUCGGGUGCUGUGUGUUUGAAAGUGGAACAUCUACUAUAGUUCGUUUUUUUAGCAUUAGAAAGAACUUGAAAGAAGGUAAGCGAUCUUGACAUGUCUUUUAAUUGAAUAACGCUGUUUAAAAAUCAGUAACUAUUACUUAUGAAAGCAGAAGAAUAUAAAUGAUCGUAUUAGAUUCAUAAUUGUUACAUAUUUGCUGUGACUUAUUUUUAAAACGUAUUUUUAAAUUAAAAUACACAUCAAGAUUGUUUACCUUAUUUCUAAUGAUAAAAAAAACGAACUAUAGGCCAAAACAUCGGCCAAACGCGACCGCGAAUUUUCAUUUCACCGAAUAUUAUGUUCAAAAUUGUAUUAAUUCAUAUGCUUUAUUUCAAAAACGAAAUUAACGACCGGGUUUGUUUUUCUGUUAUUCUGUUACUCGUCAGUAUUUUGGUGUAAUUCUCUCCACGAUUAGGUAGUAUAGUUAGAUAAAUUCUAAUUUAUUUAUUUAAUGUAGAUUAACGAGACAUGUAGGUUUUACUAUUUAUUUUUAUAAUUAAAGCAAUAAUGCUUAUCGUCUCCACUGUGUUAAUUUAAAUUUAAAUUUACAUUAUUCAAUGUAGCCAUUUGACAGUUUGUACAUAAAUCUAUUCAAAUUUUAUUUUUUGUAUGAUUUUACAAAUAUCAGUUCUAAUCUAACGGGUUAACCAUAAUACGUUCCUUAUGCUAGUCCGAAACGUCAUCUGUUUAUGUAAUAUUAGGACGCACUUACGAUAUUAUAUACAAGAUAUUACCUAUAUAUUAGCUAGUAUUACUAAUUAAUAAAACCCCGCACUAUUACCCAAAAAUGCACAGUAGGAUAAUAGUGGAUAAAUUAGACUCACCGACAUGGUUUCGCAUUCUACUCCAAUCAACGAGUAUGGUGAUUCUUAUACAUAGUUAAGUAAAACGGCGACUUACUUUGACGCACGAUUACGCUACCCAUAUCAUUUUAAUGCCCUUUGCACUAAAAGCACAUUCGUUACUUAGUUUUUUAAUAAUGUUCAUGUUUGACAUUGAUCGUCCGUUUUACGGUCACUAACUGUAAUGGUACAUUGUAAAAUGAAAAUGCUGUUUAGAACGAAGAUACCAUCCAACGACGCGCGUUCAAAGUUUUAAAUGUUCGUGGCUCGUACGUAUCGUGUGUCACAGUGGGCUGCCGCUUUUAAAUACGGACGAAUUGUAACAUGUUUAUCCCUCGUUGAUUGGUCUAUCGCGCUGUACAUACGCUAGUAGUUACCACUGUCGGCUUGUAAGGUGUAACACCAAUCCUAUCUUGUACAAAACCUACUAUAUCUCGUAUUUCGAGUGUAAUGUAUGUAAUACCUAAUCUCUACGUAGAAUUAACGUAUUUCACUGAUAGAGGAAUGUUCUCGCCUCAAGCAAAGAGUUAUCCAUUGUAAUAUCCUUCUAAGGCCCAGCCGUACAAGAAAAAAAACCAAAUGCCAGUGAGAUUUGAACCUAUGGCGCAGGAAAUAGAGUUGAUUUUUCUUUGUCUGAAAACAUUACUAAACAAAAGAAGUGCAACUAUGUUCCAUUUGAAAAUACGUGGGACAUAGAGCUUUAGAAGGAUAGAGAAUAGUAUAAGAAAAAAACAUGCGACCUAGUUUGACAGCCGAAACAGAUGGCGCUGUACUAAGCCACAUGUUUUUUAGUCACUGAAUUGUCAAAUGUCAACUUUUGCAAACCAGAUCGCAUUAUGUACGUAACCGGUCAGCCAUCUCGUUUAGCUGUUAAAUUCGAAGCAUGAAAUUAUUUUACACUCCACACAUUCAGUGCCAACGCGCUACGAGCGUAGCCGAUAACACUGAAAACCCGUAUGUAGCGAAAAACGCCUACGAACAGAGAACCCGCCUAGCGGGUCCUACACAAUGAAUGAAUCUUUGCCUCAAGUAUAAUGGCCGCGUCAGUGGAAUUGUAGUCAUAUUUUGAUUGGCUUUAUAUUUAGCGUUUUAGAUGCACCGUUAUUGUUUAAUAAUUUUGAUGUUCUGUAUUUGAAAUGCUCAGAGAAUGGAGAGUGGCAGGUAUUUUGUGAAGGUGUGGAUGCAAGGUCUGUGGAAGGGAAACUGGGCUUUAUUGCUAUGUUAGUUCGAACAAGUUAAUUUACAAAUAAAUAUAUAUUAAAU